Sarcophilus harrisii (Tasmanian devil) is the source of this 1906-nucleotide messenger RNA. RefSeq names its product t-complex 11 like 1 (gene TCP11L1). The transcript has 10 exons. Bases 247 to 1779 code for a protein of 510 amino acids. Gene Ontology annotation, biological process: signal transduction. The record is from RefSeq and is a predicted model, not a curated record. NCBI's taxonomy places the organism in Eukaryota, Metazoa, Chordata, Mammalia, Dasyuromorphia, Dasyuridae.
GGAGGUCGGUGUUCGGCUCCAAGCGCUUUCCAGCCCCGGGGUCAGCCGCCGCCUCUUCUCUCCCCCUCCCCCUCCCCCUCCCCCUCCCCGGGAGGCCGGAGGAAGCCUCCAGCCUCGGCUCGCGGAGGGACAGAGGAGCCCUGGGCGGGGAGGUCCUGGUCCCGGAGGCGGGGCAGCCCCCGCCCCCGAUGACGUCAUGCACGUGGGAGCGAGGCGAAGCGAGGAAAUCGGAUAAACCCACUGAGGAUGUCCGAGAACCACGACGAUAAGCCUCACCCAAGCGAUUCAGAGCAAGUCCUAGAAGAUGGUGUAGAGGGGACUGACGAGUCCGUCCGGAAGCGAAUCCGGCAGAGCACUCCCAGCCCUCAGAGACUGCCCAGACCACAGUCUAGUCCUCCUCGAUUUGUGUCAGUGGAUGAACUCAUGGAGACGGUCAAAGGAGUUACUAAUAUGGCAUUGGCCCAUGAAAUUGUAGUGAAUGGGGACUUCCAGAUAAAACCAACAGCACUGCCAGAAGACAGCUUGGAGAAGAGAGUCAGGGAGAUUGUUCAUAAAGCCUUCUGGGAUUGCUUGAGUGUCCAACUAAGUGAAGAUCCACCAACUUACGACCAUGCCAUCAAGCUUGUUGGGGAAAUCAAAGAGACUCUCUUAUCUUUCUUGCUGCCCGGUCACAGUAGAUUGAGAAACCAGAUCAGCGAAGUCCUCGAUCUGGACCUGAUAAAGCAGGAGGCAGAGAAUGGAGCCCUGGACAUUUCCAGGCUGGCUGAAUUCAUCAUUGGGAUGAUGGGAACACUCUGUGCCCCAGCUAGAGAUGAGGAGAUUAAGAAAUUGAAGGACAUUAAAGAAAUAGUUCCCCUUUUCAGGGCACUGUUUUCCGUGCUAGACCUAAUGAAGGUAGACAUGGCUAACUUUGCUGUCAGUAGCAUUAGGCCGCAUCUCAUGCACCAGUCAGUUGAAUAUGAAAGGAAGAAGUUUCAAGAAUUUUUCGAGAAACAACCAAAUGCCCUGGACCUGGUCGCCCAGUGGCUGCACGAGGCCUCAGAAGACCUUGUUAACCAGAGGAGCCGGAACUCCCUGAUGGCGGGGGAGGGAGCGGCGGGCUCUGAGGAGACGGCCAUGCUGUGCCCGCUGACUGUCCAGAAUCACGCCUACAUGAAGCUGCUCAAGUGGGAUCACGCACACCGGCCCUUCCCCGAAACCGUCCUGAUGGACCAGCCCCGCUUCCAGGAGAUGCAGCAGGAGCUUGAGAGACUCUGCGUGGUGGGGGCGACCUUGCUGGUCACUUACAGCGCCUCUGCCCCAGGAGUGUCCAGCCUAGCUGGCUUUGCUGAGAAGCUCAAGAUGGUCGUCCAGGUCCUGCUGACAGACAUGCAUCUGCCUUCCUUUAAUCUGAACGAAGCCCUUGCCACCGUCGGGGAGAAAGUGUGCGUGGAGGUGGCCGGCUGCCUGGCCCAGUGUGGAUUCACCCCUUUCAGCGCCGACAAGGAGAUCGCCCUCAAAGGACAGAUCCAAGCGAUUGCCAGCCCCGAGGACCCCAUCCGCAGGCUUGUGGAUGCCAGAAUCCAGGCCUUCUUGGAGGCUCACCUGGCCUCUGGCCUCCAGAAGUCUCUCCCUGCCGUUCCUGGGGGCCUGGGCCCCGUCCAGAAGGAGUUGGAGGAGGUGGCCGUCAAGUUUGUGCGCCUGGUCAACUACAACAGGAUGGUUUUCAGCCCCUACUACGACGCCAUCCUCAGUAAGCUAUUGAGGCCGGAGGGCCCCCGGGGGUCGUUCAGCUCGUAGAGGCCCCCACCAGCAGCAGCCGCAGCGCAGUGUUCUUUAGUUGGCUACCAACCCCUGUUCUCUCCCGUAUUGUUGCUUUGGAAAAUGGCUUUCUCUCUAAUACAUUCCUUUCUCAGCAUUGACUCUA